AUGAGUCCACAGUCAAACAUUGAAUACUGUGAAACUCAAAUACAGCAGCUGCACAUAAGCACUGAAGCGGCCAUUCGAACAGCCGAUAGGGCUGCGAUCAGUCAAUGUCGAACGCGGCUGACCCACUAUCGCGACAGAUUACGUUUGAUCAAUCCUCCGAUCGAAUUGAGAGAAUUGCAUGGAAUGUUAACCAUGCACGUAACUGUUUUACUCAACAAAGUGAAUGGUACUAGUGUAGUGAGUAGUGUGCAACGCGGUGAGAUCGAGGUGAAUCAUACUAGUUCAACGGGUGCCAUAAGAAGAACCAACAACGAAGAGGAAGGAGCAGUCGGUGGAAUGGCGGAUGCCACGAUUCCAGUGGGAAACAAUUCAAAUCAAGAAUCCACACCACCGCCAGCAUCACAGCCGCCUCUGAUGACGUCAUUCUCUGGUGGACAGGGACGAGGAUUGCUGUUUUCGAGUUCGUUUCGAGCGCGAGACAACGAAGAUGGAGGUGAAACACAGCCUAGACAACGGAACACCUCACCACCGCCUCCCUACCUUCCACGGGAGCGAGAAACAUGGAACCGGACAGCUCGAGAAACACAAUCACGAGAAGUUAACGAGCUGCAAUCGAGAAUAGUGGAGAUGCAGGAAAGAGAGCAGCGGAUGCACGAAGAAUACUGUCGAAUGCGGGACGAUCUGGAGCGGCUAGUGCGUCGAGAACGACCAGCGCCGGAACGAGUGGAUGAUCGACGGAUUCAGAAGGCCGUGCACAACUGGCCUUUCAAGUUUCGCGGCGAGAAGGACACUACAUCACUCAACGUGUUCCUAGAUCGCGUGGAAACAUUCGCGAGGUCGGAAGGCAUGAGCGACGCCACACUCCUGAGUUCGAUCAAGCAUCUACUCCAGGAGGACGCAAUCGACUGGUACUCACGAGCAACGUCGCAGAACCUGUUGCGGACUUGGGACCAGUUCAAGCGGGAGAUCAGAAGGGAAUUCCUGCCGAGCGGAUACUCCCAAAUUCUGCGUCUGGAAGCCAGCUUUCGAUUUCAAGGAAGGGAGGAAUCCUUUGCGAAGUUCUACCGAGAUAUCUCAGCGCUUUUCCGCUUUGUCGAUCCACCAAUUCCAGACGACGAAAAGUUCUUUCUGGUGAAGAAGAACAUGAACGAGAACUACGCAGCCAUCGUCACAGCAGCGAGGCCUCGUUCACUGGAAGAAAUGGUGGAAGUCUGCACCGGAUACGACGAGACGAGGAUGCUUCUGAACAGGCAGCGCAGGAUUCCCAUUCCGCACAGCGCGCUUCUGGAACCGAACUUCGCUACGCCAGUAGUAACCAGCAGACCACCACCGGUUCAGCAUCACCAACAGUCACAGCGGUUCAACAGAGUUCACGCCGUGGAGGUGGAAGAAGGCGCAUUCGAGCACGAAGCAGCGGAGGUAGGACCAGAAGACAAUUGGCAGCACAACAUCGACGAACUGAUGGAGCAAGUCAACGCGUUGAAGUUGAACAUUGAGCGGAGAUCUGCGAGACCAAGCUUUGCCGCACGCGACGAAAGGCAGCCAAGGCCAACGGAUAGGUACAACCGGACAGAGGCUGACGUCCUGCGAGUAGCGCGGCAGUACACAAGAGAUGCGCAAACCGCGGCACAGCAGCAGCGGCCGCAAACCGCAUCAUACCAGACUCGGCUACCACAACAACAGCAAGAACAGCCGCUAAGAGCACAGGGCUGGCAAGCACGACAGUGGAUGCCAAGCUCGGAUCAGAGCGACAAUAACCAAAGAAGUCAACGAAGAAGCUCCGAACGGCCAACGAAUAGCAAUGCUUUGCUGGAACUGCGACGAGGAGGGUCACAGGUUCAUGGACUGUCCGAAGCCGCAAGCCAUCCUAUUCUGCUACCGUUGUGGAAGGAAAGGCUACUCGUUGCGCAGUUGCUUCACGUGCCGCAUGGACGCGGUAAACUACCAAGCGGAGAACCAGCAGUAGAGGGGAGCAGCUCUCCGCAAAAUCUCGGAGACCCCUCCGAUAUCCCGGAAUUUCAAAACCUCAACUCGAUCAUUAUCAACCCCGGAAGUGACAAUCGACCACACGCCGUCAUAUCAGUGCUGGGCAAGGAGUUAACAGCUUUGCUGGAUAGCGGAGCAAACUGCUCCCUACUAGGAGGAAAAAGAGUCGAGCUGGCGGAAGACUGCGGUUUGCAGAAAGGAAACGUCAGCGGCGGAAUAAAAACGGCGGACGGCACAAGACACAACAUUUCGCAUUUCGUCUAUCUCCCAAUAGUGUAUAACAACCGCAACGAAGUUCUUCCAGUGCUUUUGGUACCUUCGAUUCCAGACUGCGUCAUCCUAGGAAUGAACUUCUGGGAAAAGUUUGGCGUCAAAGCGGUGUGUUGCACACUAGAAGCGAAGCAGGAAGACCAGAUCAGCGAAGACCACGAGAUGAAGCAGCUCAAUCCCGAACAACAACGGCGCCUAGAGCAGGCGAUCCAUAAGUUUCCGAAAGCGGUAGAGGGAAGACUAGGACGGACGAAGCUGUACGAGCAUCGAAUCGAUGUGGGGAAUGCACCGCCCCGUAAACAACGGCAUUACCCUAUGUCGCCGUAUGUUCUACAGGAGGUCAACAAGGAGAUCGACCGGAUGAUAGCGCUGGACGUCAUUGAGGAGGCGCAGUUCUCGCCAUGGAACAAUCCGCUGGUCGCCGUCAAGAAGAAAACUGGGCAGUAUCGCGUCUGUCUGGACGCGCGGCACCUCAACUCCAUCAUGGUGAACGAGGGCUAUCCGAUACCCCAGAUUGCAGCGAUCACCAACAACCUCCGAAGCAGCAAAUACAUUUCUUCGAUCGAUCUCAAGGAUGCCUUCUGGCAGCUACCACUUCAUCCAGGUUCGAGACAACUGACAGCCUUCACCGUUCCAUCCAGAGGCCACUUCCAAUUCAAGGUGGUGCCUUUCGGGCUGUGUACGGCAAGUCAAGCCCUAGCGAGACUUAUGACCCACCUAUUCGCCGAUCUAGAACCGCUGGUAUUCCAUUACCUAGACGACAUCAUCAUCUGUUCCGAGACAUUCGAAGAGCAUAUCGCUCUGCUCGAAGAAGUAGCCCGCCGGCUACGCCAAGCGAAUCUCACGAUUUCAUCGGAGAAGUCCAAGUUCUGCCGGAAGAGCAUGAAGUACCUAGGCUACGUGAUCGACGAGCAAGGUUGGCGAGUAGACGACGAGAAGAUCCAAGCGAUCGUACAAUUCCCGACUCCAACAACGCGCAAAGAAGUGCAGCGAUUUCUCGGUGUUUGCAACUGGUACCGACGCUUCAUCGCUGGUUUCUCGCAGCUAGCAGCUCCGCUAACAAACUUGACGUCAGGGAAGACCAAGUUCCGUUGGAAUCCGAUAGCUGAAGAAGCGUUCCUAAAGCUGAAAGCAGCUCUGGUUUCGGCACCGGUACUGGCGAUGCCGGACUACAGCAAACCGUUCGCCAUAGCGUGCGAUGCCAGCGACACAGCAAUCGGAGCAGUGCUAACGCAGGAGAUCAACGGCGAGGAACAUCCCAUCAGCUACUUCUCGCAGAAGUUGUCAGCGUCGGAGAGAAAGUACUCGGUCACGGAGCGGGAGUGCCUCGCAGUGAUCCGAGCGAUCGAGAAGUUUAGAGGCUACGUAGAAGGAAUCCGGUUCAUUGUCCACUGUGACCAUGCAGCACUCAGCUACCUGAAGUCGAUGAAGAACCCGACGGCUUUGAUGAGCCGGUGGCUGUUGCGUCUGAACGCGUUUGAUUUCGAGAUCCGGUACAGGAAGGGUUCCAUCAACGUUGUUCCAGAUGCUCUCUCGAGGACGGUGACAGAAGCAGUCUUCACGGUAGACCAAGUCCUGGAUCCGUGGUACAGGAAGCUGGUGGACAGAGUAAAGAGCGAAGGAGAUAAGUUCCCGGACUUCCGCAUAGCAAACGACACGCUAUUCAAGAACUGCCGUUGCAAGGACGAAGUGGGAGCAGUUUACCACAAGUGGAAGCAAGUCGUUCCGAAAGAAGAGAGGUUCCAGCUAAUCCGAAGAUUCCACGACGAACCGGCAGCAGCGCAUCUUGGUUUCUACAAGACCUGGCACAAGCUACAAGCCCACUACUACUGGCCACAGAUGCAACAGGAGAUUCACGAUUACGUUAUGAACUGUUCGACCUGCAAAGCGUGCAAGGCACCGGGGAAAAGAAUGAUGCCACAAAUGGGAAACCCGAAGCCGGCGAAGACUCCUUGGGAGAUGAUAUCGGUAGACUUUGUCGGUCCGCUCACACGUUCAAAACGAGGAAACACAGUGCUGUUGGUAGUAGUCGACUGGGUCAGCAAAUACGUAAUUGUCAAGCCGAUGCGCGCAGCAGAUUCGCAGAAGAUGGUGGAGUUCCUGGAAGAAGAAGUUUGCCUGAAGUUCUCUCGGCCACGGCUAAUACUGUCCGAUAACGGGAAGCAGUUCGAAUCGAUGGUGUUCAAGUCCUGGCUAGCGAAACACAAGAUAGGCCACAUGAAGACAGCGUUCUACUGUCCGCAGGUCAAUAACGCCGAACGCGUCAACCGCGUCGUAGUAACCUGCAUCCGGGCAUUGUUGGACGGCGAUCAUAGAGAGUGGGACGAAAAGCUACCGGCGAUCACGGCGGCUAUAAACGCUGCUCGGCACGAAGCGACGGGCGUCAGUCCACACGAAGCCAACUUUGGACGAAACCUGUUGUUGCACACGGAUCUAUACACGCAGCAGGAGCUCAACACGCCAGAAGACCCGAAGGUAGCGCAGGAUCUGCGACUCUCUGCGAUUCGUCGAAUCCAAAAGCUUAUCAUCGAGCGUAUUAAGAACAACCACCAGCGGGCGAAGCAGCGAUACAACCUUCGCACAAGAUCAGUAGCGUUCAAAGUCGGAGACCUAGUUUGGCGGCGAUCGUUCGUACUCUCCUCGAAGGCGGACCAAAUAAACAGCAAGCUCGAGCCGAAAUUCGUUCCGGCCAUCGUCAAGGAGAUCAUCGGGACGAACCUGUACGUGUUGGAGGAUGUUCUGAGCGGCAAGAAGGGGAGGUUCCACGCGAAGGACAUCAAGGCAGACUAAGCGAAAAUGUGCAAGCUAUGAAAACAGGCAGUGCCUGUCAACGAAGAAGCGAACGCUGAAGAAAACACCACAAUUGGGCAUCAUUACAGCGAACAGGAGGGCAGACAAGUUCCAACCGGAUUCUGCACUUCUGUAACACCGAUUUGACGACUACAUCUACUGGAAUCUUCGUUACUAGCAGCGAGAUUCCGGGCUGUUCAAGCUAUGUACACAGGCGGUGCCUGUCAACCACGAAGCAGUCAAGCUAGCCGAAACACCAAUCACGGGGAGAUUUGAUCACGAGAGCUGAAGGUGAGAAGCCGUCGCAAUACUGCUCCACCACAGCAACACCGAUUGUGAGUCGACAGCAAGGAUUUCCGUACAUCCGUACGAGGUUCCACAAUGUUAAAGCUAUGUCCGCAGGCAAUGCCUGUCAACCAUGAGUACCACGCUCCAAAAAUACGUAACAAACCGGAAAAUGGUAGAAAGUCAGGUGUGAUGAGCAAUAACUUCUUUACGACUACCUCUCCACCUCGACAAAACAGCCAGCUUUCUAGUAGACCACGAUCUUGAACGAUUUGCGAUUCCAUCACCCGAUCCGUCAGAAGGCCGAGCAAGUAGGAGAAUCAACAUGCGGUACCCAAACACUUCCAUCGCGCCAGGAGGUGUACCGUGAGCCGUUCGCCAAGCGAGAGAAAUGGCACCCUGUGAUUCUGGAAACGGGACGCAGGUUUCUCGUCAAGGCACCAGAUGUAUUCUCUGAUAGGAGGAGUGGAGACCCGGAGAUCGACGACCAAACAUCGGUUCGGCGCGGAGUCGAAGCUUACGGCCACUAUCAGGCGCAGGGAGACAGCAACUGGAGAGCUUUGGGAGAGCAGGAGGAUGUAGCAAGAAGCCUACAGCGGGCGCGGGAAAUUGGAACCCUGAAAACCAUCGUGAGUAGGGAGGCUCCAAAUACCAGGACAAAGACACGCCAAACACCAGGACGAAUCGACAGCCUACUGAAGGCGAGGAAGACUGGGACCCUGAAAACAGCAGUGAGUAGGGAGGCUCCAGAUAUCAUGUCAAAGAGCGCCGCAACCAUCAGCCUACAGCGGGCAAGGGAGACUGGGACCCUGAAAACAGUAGUGAGUAGGGAGGCUCCAGAUACCAGUACAGAGAGCACAGCAGUCAUCAGCCUACAGCGGGCGUGGGAGACUGGGACCCUGAAAACAGUAGUGAGUAGGGAGGCUCCAGAUACCAGUACAGAGAGCACAGCAGUCAUCAGCCUACAGCGGGCGAGGGAGAUUGGGACCCUGAAAACAGCAGUGAGUAGGGAGGCUCCAAACACCACUACGAACAACCCAGCGAAUCGACAGACUACAAAGAGCGAUCAACAUGCGGUACCUAAACACUUCCAUCGCGCCAGGAGGUGUACCGUGAGCCGUUCGCCAAUCGAGAGAAAUGGCAACCCGGUGAUUCUGGAAACGGGACACAGGGAUCUCGUCAACGCACCAGAUGUAUUCUCUGAUAGGAGGAGUGGAGACCCGGAGAUCGACGACCAAACAUCGGUUCGGCGCGGAGUCGAAGCUUACGGCCACUAUCAGGCGCAGUGAGACAGCAACUGGAGGGCAUUGAGAGAGCAGAAGGACGUAGCAGGCAGCCUACGGCGGGCGAGGGAGAUUGGGACCCUGAAAACAGCAGUGAGUAGGGAGGCUCCAAAUACCAGGACGAAGAUGCGCAGCAACCAACAGCCUACAGCGGGCGAGGGAGACUGGGACCCUGAAAACCGUCGUGAGUAGGGAGGCUCCAGAUACCAAACGAUCCUGACAACGAGUGAAGCGCAACAACACCCCGAGGAGCCCUCACACCGAAACACACCAAAUGGUCAUGCCGUUAGCCGAUCGAGACAAAUCGAGCCCACCAUCAAGAAUUCGACCAUCCUCACUACACAGAGCUAUGAGUGGCACCACUACGAAGGAAGAGAACACGAUCUCGGCAAUCCAAGCACAUCCACGACUGGAUGGUGCACACGAACCCUCAAGUGUUUCCAGUCAAUUCGAAUGCGUGGCCAAGGGUUAAAGAUCUGGGGGUCGUCAUGAAAUCUUCAUCCCAAAAGUAACGCGACCAGGGGCGCGGUAAAACCCUAUUUCCCGGGCUCAUGACGAUUUAGAUUAGUAAAUGUUUCUUUUCUCAGAACAUGCACAAACCAAAACAAACCAAUUUUGUCCUUGUAGAUAGUCUGUAAAUAUAGCUUCUUAAUGUUUUGUGUGCGAUUAAGCCUAUUUUAGUCAAUACAAUAGGCUAGAAUCCGAUUUGAAUGUUUUGCCGUAGGAUUCGUGGAAGCUGGACAAGGACAUUGGUCAGAGACGAUUUGAGAGGUCGAAGAUUUUGCCAGGCGCAGCUGGCGUGAAGUUUAGUUUAGCAUUAAGAUUAUGCAGUUUGGAGGAUAGAGAAGAUUUGGCAAGCGACCAAGGCUUGCGUAUGAGUUUGGGUUUAGUUGAGGAAAAGAUGUAACUUGAGGUCUGCUCAAGAGUUAGGCUGACCGACUUGUCUCUGACCAUCAUCCUAGGAGGAUGAGUUAGGAUUUUGUGAAUUUUUCAUAAAUCGUUUGAUCACCGAUUUAUGAAAAAUUCUUCCGCUACGGUAGAGUUGUGUUACGUUUAAAUUCGUUGAUGUGUAGAACAAAUCUAGAAUAAAUAAUUUGCCUAUACAAAAUUCCCUCUGAAAUGACAUUCAGAGCGCACCACACUCGCUACCAUUGAAACACCCCUCACGCUAGUCCGACAAACAAUAAAUCCGACAACAGCUAUGCGAGAAACGCUGUCACAAACACCACCGCAGCGCAAGUGUCUGACGACUGGAAGGAAGAACGACGACCGUUUUCACUGACCAGCCCAUCAAUCAUUCGUUUCCAGCCGCCAUCGCGAAAGGUUAGCAAAAGAUCGCGAGUGAAAUCUUGCUCCUGGUUCGUAGUGCUAAGUGCGAAAACCGAGGGAAAAACCCCUGCAGUGAGAAAAACGUGGUUUCCCCAGCACAGAACGCUGUAGUGUCGGAAGAUUUCUCCGCUUCAGGGCACGAAAGCCGCCCAUCAAUCCCGGACGUCACACCACGAGGGAAAUACGACCGAGGAAGAUCCGGGUGAAACCGCAUGGUGAGCCAACACGGCGCGGGAGGCCAACGACUGUGCCCGGUGAGUAGUAAGCAGACUCGAAACACACACAUCCCAGUGCUAAUUUUAGUGAUUCGUGAUAGGCAAAUCAAAAAUCAGUUUCGGACGUUCUACGACGUUCCGGACGUCGCACGACAGUUCCGGUGAGGUGCGCAAGCUUCCGCCUGGUCCAGGGACGAAGAACACGCUUCCGGGUGAGUUUCACAUUCUGCGGAGUGAAAGAGCGGCAGAGAACUAACCUCAAUCUCUUGCAAGUAGGCGAUUUUCUCCUGAGUCCACGACGUGCACGCAAACAGCGCGAUUGGCAUCGGCGAUUAGUAUCCGUGAAGAACACAAGCAGAAUCCAUUGGUGGCGCAAAAACCGGAUCGACAGCACGUGCAUCGAACGCAUCGUGGCCGACGGACCCGAGCACAACGGGGACGCAAGCGAGGGAGGCCUCACCUACGAUUCAGCAACCAAGGAUCGAUUGAAAAACCCCUGUAUAGGGUAAGAGACCGCAACCUAGACACAUGUGACCAAAAUCCUAAUCGAUUGCUCGAUAGGGUUUUUCUAUUUUUGCAGUUUUCAUUCCCAAGACGUGCUGGACGAGCGGAGCGCGGUCGCCAGAGGUGCUCAACCGCGACGGAACACGAACGGCGAAUCGUAAACGAACAUCUGAAGCAAAUUCCGAUUCAUGGGUCAGUUACCGUGGAACGGUGACUCGGAUAACCCCACGAUGAAGGGGGCUCGGUCGGAGCCAAUAGCGCGGCUCAAGAUAGCGUUGUCGACGGGUUUCGCAGCGAUGUUGUGGUAGCUUCGGUACCGUGAGUACCCUAAGUUAAGAUCAAAAUUGUAUGGGUAGAUAACAAAGCUAGCUAGUUAGGGAGAAUAGGGGAGAAGGGGACAAAAUGAGCCUCAAAUAUAUGUAAUUAAAACGUAACUUAUGAUUUGUGAUU
Messenger RNA from Aedes albopictus (Asian tiger mosquito), 9112 nucleotides. RefSeq lists its product as uncharacterized. The coding region runs from base 1 to 5046 and encodes 1681 amino acids. Gene Ontology annotation, molecular function: nucleic acid binding; aspartic-type endopeptidase activity. Gene Ontology annotation, biological process: proteolysis; DNA integration. The transcript has 3 exons. The record is from RefSeq and is a predicted model, not a curated record. NCBI's taxonomy places the organism in Eukaryota, Metazoa, Arthropoda, Insecta, Diptera, Culicidae.